This is a messenger RNA of Zymoseptoria tritici IPO323, 1040 nucleotides long. RefSeq names its product ribose 5-phosphate isomerase A (gene RKI1). The record is from RefSeq and is a predicted model, not a curated record. Gene Ontology annotation, molecular function: ribose-5-phosphate isomerase activity. Gene Ontology annotation, cellular component: intracellular membrane-bounded organelle. The transcript has 2 exons. NCBI's taxonomy places the organism in Eukaryota, Fungi, Ascomycota, Dothideomycetes, Mycosphaerellales, Mycosphaerellaceae. Gene Ontology annotation, biological process: D-ribose metabolic process; pentose-phosphate shunt, non-oxidative branch. Bases 144 to 1040 code for a protein of 298 amino acids.
CUUGAAGCGCACACGGAACGAAGACUCCCGAUUCAUGCGACUCACCCGGAUGGUCACGGAUUAACAGCACCAGCAUCCGCAGAUCUCCCACUGCCCGCAUCUCACUCACAACACCUCGCCGACCCUUCCACUCCACCGCCGCAAUGUCCACACCAAUCGGCACCCCCCUCGCCUCUUCCACCCCCGCCGCCGUCGCCCCCGAACUCCUGCAAGUCGAAGCCGCGAAACGCAAAGCCGCUUUCCGCGCCGUCGCCGACCACUUCGACUCCUCCUUCCGCUUCGUGGGAAUCGGCUCCGGCAGCACAAUAGUCUACGGCGUCGAAGCCAUCGCCGCCCACCUCAAAUCGCACCCUCCACCCCCGGGGCACCUAAACUGGUUCGUGCCCACGGGCUGGAAUUCCCGAAAGGUUAUCGAAGCGGCCGGUCUCACGCCCAUAGCUUUCGACUCUCUACCCGCUGACGUGCUGCUCGACGUGGCAUUCGAUGGAGCGGACGAGGUAGACGCGGACCUGAAUUGCAUAAAGGGAGGAGGAGCGUGUCUGUUUCAAGAAAAAUUGGUCGCGAGGAGGGCGAGGAAGUUUGUCUGUAUCGCCGACUACCGCAAAGAUCAGGAGAAACUCCUCACAGUCUGGCCCACAAUCCCCAUCGAAGUCGCACCCAUCGCGCACGCCAGCGUAAUCCGCGAACUCAAACUCCUCGGCUCCCCGGCGCCCAUCGUCCGCGAACACACGCUCGCGAAAACCGGUCCCGUGCAAACCGAUCAGUCGUUCUACAUCAUCGACGCGCCGUUUCCGCAACUGCAAAAUUCGCAAGAGGUGGACGAAUUGGCGAGUAAUAUUAAAGCGAUUGAGGGCGUGUUGGAGGUGGGGCUUUUCCAUGGGAAGAAUGGAAUUCAGACGUUGAGGGAGGGUGGACAGGGAGGGCAGAAACCUGUGGCGGUGUAUUUUGGACUGCAGAAUGGGGAGGUGCUGGUGAGGAAGAGUAAGGAGUGGGAGGAGGAGGAGAAGAGGGCGGGGGAGGCGAGGGAGAAGGAGGCUUGA